This is a messenger RNA of Penicillium atrosanguineum, 1785 nucleotides long. RefSeq lists its product as uncharacterized. The record is from RefSeq and is a predicted model, not a curated record. The transcript is spliced from 2 exons. NCBI's taxonomy places the organism in Eukaryota, Fungi, Ascomycota, Eurotiomycetes, Eurotiales, Aspergillaceae. Bases 1 to 1785 code for a protein of 594 amino acids.
AUGCUACACCGGAGACACACGAUCGAGCGAUACCAUACAAAUACCUGCCAGUGGAUUCUGGAGUUGGAAAAGUUCCAGUCAUGGAGGAGUCAGUCCCGUGGUCUACUAUGGAUUAAGGGCAAGCCGGGUGUGGGCAAAUCGACCUUGAUGGUAUUCCUGUACGACAAACUCAAGAGAUUACAGGGCGAGAGCCCGGGCAUUCGACUCGAAUGUUUCUUUUCCCUGGGAGGCCUAGAGAUGCAACAUACAAUGCUAGGGAUGCUUAGAUCAUUGCUGGUCCAAAUUUUUGAGCGCGACUUGACCGUGCGUCCUCAGGUGCGCGAGGCCUAUGAGCAGCAAUGCAGACUCUUUGGGGGUGGUGAACGUAAAUGGGAAUGGCCACAAGUGGUGCUCGAAGAGCUACUGGCAGGCGCUAUCCUGGCAUCAGCCAGUAGGCAACACGUGACUAUGUUUAUCGAUGCUCUAGAUGAGACUGGAACUGAGUCCGCUCAGCAGCUUGCAGCAUAUUUCCAUCAGCUUAUUGAUCGCUCAGAAAAAACCAAUGCAGCCGUUCAAAUCUGUAUCUCAUGUCGACAUUAUCCUUUAAUGGAAACCGCUCGGGACAUGGAAAUAUAUGUUGAACAGCAUAAUCAUGAAGACAUUGCCACAUACAUUAAGGACAUUCUUAUCAACACAGUCGUUGAAGACUAUCCUAAUGAAGAGACGAGAGAGCUGCUGGCGGAACAAUGUAUCCAUCAAGCCAAUGGUUCGUUCCUAUGGGCCCGUUUCGCUAUGCAUGAAAUCAAGAACAAUAUUUCCAGAGGGGAACCCAUUGAUAAUAUUCGUCGCUGGUUAAGCAAGGUCCCGACCCGCUUUGAAGACGUUUAUGAUACCAAGAGCGCACCCAGUGAACACACUGAUAUUGAAAGUAUUUUUUCAAUGGAAACCGCUUCGUCUUGGGAAUCAUCCCAGCCCGAAAUCAUAUCAAUCGCUAUUUCGGAGUUGGUUGGUUUACUUCUAAGUGAUGAUCAGUUGAUGGUACUGUGUUCAGCGGCUAUCUCAAAGGUCGGUCCUGAAAAAUUUCAAAGAAACUUUGCACGUAUGCUUAAGCGGUAUGGGUGGCGUUUAAAUGAGGAAGCAUCUAAUCAACGUCAGCGGGAAGCGGCGCGUUUUGUUCGGUCGUCUGCGCGGUGGACUGCAGUUGAAAUCAGAAAAAAGCUCAUGGAUAAUAGGAGUGAGCCUUUUUUUGAGAAGGAUUCGGCAUCGACUCGAUUGAAGUCGGCUCGAGUCAACGAGUGGAUAGAGUCACACUCAGGUGGUCAUAUGGAUUGGUCCGCUGACACUGACGAGUCAUCUGCGGAAAGCGACUCAGCUGAUUCGGAAAGUUAUGAGCCAAAUUCACUGGCCACACUUGAGGAGGUGAAGGGGUUCAUGAUGUCAACGAAAGCCUUUUUUGAUUUACGCCAAGAAUUCCGACUGUGGUUAGAAGGUAAACGGAGAGAUGGUCACGAAAGACCGAGUGAGCAGCUCUCAGAUUCAAGUUCUGCAAAAAGUCGUCAACUUGACGAUGUUUCCGAAUCUGCACUUCUUGAUGGAUCUUCUGGUGAUUCUUCACAGCGGCUGAAAUACGCUGACACUCCCUCGGAAGAGAUCCUGGCUACUCGUAUAGGGGCGACCCAGAUGACGAGGCUGUCAUCCUGGUGGCUUUGGUUGAUGAAUAGUUACGCCCCGCCGGCAGCGGGUUACCAGCGGAUUUUGUAUACAUGCGUGGGUUUUCCUGUCAUUACCAGUUUCGCCAGUCGCUGA